CGCGGCCGGACCAGGACAAGGACCCGCCCGGACCGCAGCCAUGCGGGAAAUCGUGCACAUCCAAGCCGGACAGUGCGGGAACCAGAUCGGCACCAAGUUUUGGGAAGUUAUCAGCGAUGAGCACGGCAUCGACCCAGCCGGAGGCUACGUGGGUGACUCGGCGCUGCAGCUGGAGAGGAUCAAUGUCUACUACAAUGAGUCAUCCUCCCAGAAAUAUGUGCCCAGAGCCAUCUUGGUGGAUUUGGAGCCGGGAACCAUGGACAGCGUGAGGUCUGGUCCCUUUGGUCAGCUCUUUCGGCCUGACAAUUUCAUCUUUGGACAAACGGGAGCGGGAAAUAACUGGGCCAAGGGACAUUACACCGAAGGCGCCGAGCUGGUCGAUUCGGUGCUCGAUGUCGUCAGAAAGGAGUGCGAACACUGUGACUGCCUGCAAGGCUUUCAGCUCACCCACUCCCUGGGAGGAGGAACGGGGUCCGGGAUGGGAACGUUGCUCAUCAGCAAAAUCCGAGAAGAGUAUCCCGACAGAAUCAUGAACACCUUUAGCGUCAUGCCUUCGCCCAAGGUCUCGGACACCGUGGUGGAGCCUUACAACGCCACCCUGUCCGUCCACCAGCUGGUGGAAAACACAGACGAGACUUACUGCAUCGAUAACGAGGCUCUGUAUGACAUCUGCUUCCGCACCCUGAAGCUUACCACCCCCACCUACGGCGACCUGAACCACCUGGUGUCGGCCACGAUGAGCGGAGUGACGACUUCGCUGAGGUUCCCAGGCCAGCUCAACGCCGACCUGCGCAAGCUGGCCGUCAACAUGGUCCCCUUCCCCCGCCUCCACUUCUUCAUGCCGGGCUUCGCCCCUUUGACGGCCAGAGGCAGCCAGCAGUACCGGGCCCUCACGGUGCCCGAGCUCACCCAGCAGAUGUUCGACGCCAAGAACAUGAUGGCGGCCUGCGACCCUCGGCACGGACGUUACCUGACCGUGGCCACUGUCUUCCGGGGCCCGAUGUCCAUGAAGGAGGUGGACGAGCAGAUGCUGGCCAUCCAGAACAAGAACAGCAGCUACUUCGUCGAGUGGAUCCCCAACAACGUCAAGGUGGCCGUCUGCGACAUCCCACCCCGGGGCCUUAAGAUGGCGUCCACCUUCAUCGGCAACAGCACGGCCAUCCAAGAGCUUUUCAAGCGCAUCUCUGAGCAGUUCUCGGCCAUGUUCAGGCGGAAGGCCUUUCUCCACUGGUUCACGGGAGAGGGGAUGGACGAGAUGGAAUUCACAGAGGCAGAGAGCAACAUGAAUGACCUGGUUUCAGAGUAUCAGCAGUACCAAGAAGCUACCGCCAAUGACGGAGAGGAAACGUUUGAAGACGACGAGGAAGAGCUCGAUGAGUAGAGAAAUCCCCUCGGUCCUCCGAUUAGAUUGAAUUAGAGAAAUGGCUUACAGUAUACAACCCCUCUCUUCCUGGGGCAGUUUGUAAGUACUUUUCUAACCCUGUAGAAGAGUAGCUCACAAGGAAGAUAGUUGGAAAGGAUUUGCUCUUUUCACCCUAUUGUGACUAAGGAAAAAAAAAACACCCUUUGUGGUUGCACAGUGCUGAACACCUAAUACCGAACUUUGGAACUAAAUCUGUUCGUAAUAAAAAGGGAAAAUGGUUACUCUUCA
Tachyglossus aculeatus (Australian echidna) is the source of this 1651-nucleotide messenger RNA. It is a transcript of the gene TUBB6, whose product is annotated as tubulin beta 6 class V. Gene Ontology annotation, cellular component: microtubule; cytoplasm. Gene Ontology annotation, molecular function: GTPase activity; structural constituent of cytoskeleton; GTP binding. The record is from RefSeq and is a predicted model, not a curated record. The transcript is spliced from 5 exons. Lineage: Eukaryota; Metazoa; Chordata; Mammalia; Monotremata; Tachyglossidae. The coding region runs from base 41 to 1381 and encodes 446 amino acids. Gene Ontology annotation, biological process: microtubule cytoskeleton organization; mitotic cell cycle.